AUGGAUAUGAAAGUUGAAUCAAAAGGCAAAGUCUGCGUGACCGGAGCUUCCGGCUUUCUGGCAUCUUGGCUUGUUAAGAGAUUGCUAUUGUCCGGUUACCAUGUCAUUGGAACUGUUAGAGAUCCAGGAAAUGAGAAGAAAUUAGCCCAUUUAUGGAGUCUGGAAGGAGCUAGGGAGAGACUCCAAUUGGUGAAGGCUAACUUAAUGGAAGAAGGGAGUUUUGAUGGUGCAAUAAUGGGGUGCCAAGGUGUUUUCCACACUGCUUCUCCUGUGCUGAAACCUUCAUCUGAUCCAAAGGCAGAAAUCUUAAAUCCUGCUAUUGAGGGUACUUUGAACGUACUACGAUCAUGUAAGAAGAAUCCAUCGCUGAGGCGCGUGGUUGUUACUUCCUCUUCUUCAACUGUAAGGGCCAGAGAUGAUUUUGAUCCCAAAAUACCCCUAGACGAGUCAACUUGGAGUUCCGUA
Messenger RNA from Morus notabilis, 465 nucleotides. RefSeq names its product tetraketide alpha-pyrone reductase 1-like. The transcript has 3 exons. Gene Ontology annotation, molecular function: oxidoreductase activity, acting on the CH-OH group of donors, NAD or NADP as acceptor. The record is from RefSeq and is a predicted model, not a curated record. NCBI's taxonomy places the organism in Eukaryota, Viridiplantae, Streptophyta, Magnoliopsida, Rosales, Moraceae. The annotation marks the transcript as partial.